Messenger RNA from Conger conger (European conger), 6960 nucleotides. It is a transcript of the gene znf142, whose product is annotated as zinc finger protein 142. Bases 339 to 5687 code for a protein of 1782 amino acids. Gene Ontology annotation, cellular component: nucleus. The transcript is spliced from 9 exons. Gene Ontology annotation, biological process: regulation of gene expression. The record is from RefSeq and is a predicted model, not a curated record. NCBI's taxonomy places the organism in Eukaryota, Metazoa, Chordata, Actinopteri, Anguilliformes, Congridae.
UAAGUAUAGUUCUUACGUUUUUAGGAAAAUCACAAAAUAUCAUACAUUUACCAAUUUCGGAGGACGAUGCAGCUUUACACAUGUUUUAAAAGAUUUAUACAUUACUAAAGUAUUUAUCUAUUAUCCAUAAUUUUGCAACCAAAGGAUUUUGUGGACAUGCUUGCCUAGUGGAGGAAUUUGAUGCUGCACACCACCCAAACCAAAAAUAAACAAAAAUGGCGACUCAGACAAGCGGACGCGGUACGAUAAAAUAACAAGGAAAACACCUGCCAGUCUGUUUCUGGGUGGUCAACGACAACCAUCACAUCAUGAAAACCGAAUAAUCUUCCGGAGCAACAAUGGACACAAACUCGGUGAUGUCUGCGGAUCACAGCACCUCCACAGAAGUACUUCUAGAAAAAAUUGUGAGCGGUGACACAAUCGAAUUAACAGACGUGUCACUGGAGACCGAAGGAUUGUACCACUGUGAGAAGUGCGAGCAGAAUUUUCCCGACAGCAAUCUUUUUUCGUCUCAUCCUUGCCUCGUUUCACCUUCAACUUCCACCGCUCCACACAUGCUGACGUCGGAGGAGGCUGUAGUAAAGACUCAUUCGGACUUAUACAGGUGUCCGCUGUGCGACGAGACCUUCCCGCUUCCCAGCUCCUUGAAGAGACACUUUAGGAGCCAUGCGGUGGAGCCGGCAGGCCCGGUGCAUUGUUCAGAACCGGGCUGCCAGUUCACGGGUGCAGACCGACGGGAGUACCAGACGCACCUGCGCGUCACUCACUCUCUGAAGCUCGUCCCCUGCGCGCUCCGCUCCUGUUGCCUGGCGUUCCGUACAGCGGAAGAGAUGGAGAAACACCGCCGCAGCCACAUGCCUUUCCACUGCACCCAGUGCGACUUCACAACCGCAAACGCCAAGCAGUUUGGCGAGCACUGUCGGAGGAGUCACCGACCUGGCGCUGGCGAUGAAAGGGACAAAGCUGACGACACCGAGAAAAUGGAGGCUUGCUCAAGAGGGCCGGAGUCGCGUGAGGACAGGCUGUGUGUACGAGGGAGACGGAGAAGGUCCCCGACCAACACUCCUCCUACUGCCGAUGGGUCUCAAGAGGAGGAGGAGGAGGAGGAGGAGGAAGAGGAGGAGGAGCACGAGCAGCGCAGCAGAAAAAAAGCGAGAGAAGAGAAGCUGGGGGCUGGGAUUACAGCGACCGCAGGCUCCGAAUGUCACGUAGCCGAGGGCUCGGAGCACCUCUUCCGCACGCACAUCUGCCCUGAGUGCCGGCGCUGCUUUAAGAAGCGCACCCACCUGCUGGAGCACCUGCACCUGCACUUCCCCGACCCGCGGCUGCAGUGCCCCACCUGCCUGCACUUCUUCACCAGCCGGAGCAAGCUGCGUGUGCACCUGCUCCGCGAGGCGGGCACCAAGCCGCACCGCUGCCCCCUGUGCAGCUACCGCGCCGUGGAGCGCAACUCCCUGCGCCGGCACCUGUCCAGCGUCCACGGGCAGGAGGCGCAGGAGGACUACCCCUGCCCCAGCUGCGGCAAGACCUUCCGCCUCAGCCGCGCCCUGAAGGCGCACAUGAAGACGCACCGCUCGGCGCCCGGCGCCCGGCCCAUCCGCUGCUUCCAGGAGGGCUGCGCCUUCGAGAGCGCCGACCGCAGGGAGCUGCAGCGGCACGCGGGCGAGGCCCACGGGCUGCGGGCCGUGGAGUGCAGCCACCACGCGUGCGCGGCCGUGUUCGGGAGCCGGGAGGCCAUGGAGCAGCACCUGCGCACGCACCAGGCCUUCCACUGCCCGCUCUGCCCCUUCUCCUGCUCCAACAAGAGCCGCUUCCAGCAGCACAAGCGCCAGGGCCACCCCGGCCCCCAGGAGCUGCGCUGCACGUUCUGCCCCUUCACCACCUUCAACCCCGUGGAGUUCAGCGCCCACCUGGGCCGCCUGCACGCCAACGAGAAGACCCACCGCUGCACACAGUGCGGCUUCGUCACCGCACACAAGCGCGUGCUGGGCAGGCACAUGCUCCUGCACACCGGUGAAAAGCCCCACAAGUGCAAGCUGUGUAAUUUCCGGUGUAGGGAUGAGACGUAUCUCUCUAAGCACAUGUUGACACACUCUGACGAUAAGAACCACAUGUGUUCAGAGUGUGGCUACGUCACCAAGUGGAAACACUACCUCAAUGUGCACAUGCGCAAGCAUGCGGGAGACCUCCGGUACCAGUGUGACCAGUGUUCGUACCGCUGUCACCGUGCCGACCAGCUGAGCAGCCACAAGCUGCGGCACCAGGAGAAGUCUCUGAUGUGCGAGGUGUGCGCCUUCUCCUGCAAGCGCAAGUACGAGCUGCGCCGGCACAUGCAGCAGAGGCACGCGCAGGGCGGGGAGUACCAGCCGCCCGUCUUCCAGUGCACGUACUGCCCCUACCGCACGCAGUACCGCCAGGCGCUGCACAACCACGAGAACUGCAAGCACACGCGUCAGCGGGCCUUCCGCUGCGCGCUCUGCUCCUACUGCACCUACAGCAGCCCCAGCCUGUUCCUGCACAAGCGCAAGGCGCACGGCUACCUGCCCGGCGACACGGCCUGGCUGCAGCGCUACGCCCAGCGGGAGCGCGAGAACGCCGCCGCCGCCGCGUCCCAGGGCUUCUGCCCCGCGGGGGGGAGCGGGGGGGACCCCCACCGCGCGGCGGGGGAACCGCCAAACACGGGCGGGAGGGACUGCGUUUUUGAGGUCGCUGGUUUUGGUCCCGGCGCAGGCCAGGAGGAAAAUGUCCCGGAUGCUCAGGGCAGUUCUGUCACCGCGAACCGAGAGGCGUCCGUCACUGGAGUGCAGCCGCACGGCGAAUUGGUCGAUGAGCAGGAGGAGUGCUGCACUCUAGUUCUGACCCCCGUGGCGAGUGGCGAAUGCGCGGAUGUGGUUGGUAUGCCCGGCGACACUGAGAAGGUGGGGGGAGCCGGUUUAGAGAGACCGCUCAGCGACCCGGCUCAAAGGCUCGCAGAGGAAGACCAGGCCUCCGUGGAGGACUGCGAGGAGCAGAGCGAUGAAGAGGGAGGCAGAGCUCCCAGUGAGGCGGGGAGUAAGGGGGGGGCACAGGGCGUGGCAGGAGGGGCUGCCCCGGGCCGCACUCCGGGGGUAGAGGGGGACGGGCCUCUCUCAGGACCGGCGGAGGGGCCCUUGGGCUCGGAGGGCCUCCUGAAGGCGCUGAAGCGGCGGGACAGGGAGCAGGCGGAGGCGCUGGUGCUGGAGGGCCGGGUGCAGAUGCUGCUGGUGCAGACCAAGGCGCGGGUGUACCGCUGUGCCCGCUGCCCCUGUGUGACGCGCACGCAGGCGUCCCUCGCCCAGCACUGCCGCUCCGCCUGCACGGCACGCCAGCUCCCGCUCCGCUGCCCGGACUGCGGCGCCCAGUUCAAACAGCAGCGGGGCCUGGACACGCACGGGCGCAGGAAGUGCCCCGUCACCCUCAGGCAGCGCCGCAGGGUCCCCCUCCCCGCGGCUGGCCAGGGCGGGGCAGCGCCUCCCGGAGAAACCACACCCCCGGGUCGUCAGUCAGGCUCUGUUGCCCACGGUAACGAGACCAGCGAGCCGGCAGCCGCCCCGCCUCAGCCUGGGACAGAGGAGGAAACGCCCAGCGCCGCUGGAGCCCGCCCCACGCCCCGGGAGGAGGACAGAGAGAGGACCACGACUACAGACCCAACGGAGCCAGAUUCUGCCCUCAAGUCCUCCAUGUUGGAGGGUGUAUUGAGAUACAGGGAAGAGGGUGGCAGGUUCAAAUGUAUCCGGUGCUCCUUCACUUCCGGUAGGCUCACCACCAUAGAGAGGCACUGCACCGCUUGCACAGUUAAAACCUUGAAGCAAAAGGGCGGCAGAAACUCGGAGAAACACAAACCGCUCAAGUCUGCGGAAACGGAGGAGGACGACGACGAUGGUGAUGAAGACUACGGGAGUGAGGAAGGAGGGGAGGAGCGCACGGGCGGACUGGCGAAGGACAGGAAGUCCCCCGCACGCCUCGCCUGCCCCAGCUGUCCUUUCCUGUGCCAUCAGAAGAGGGCGCUAGACCGCCACCGAGCAAGAGGCUGCCUGAAGCCGGGUGACGUCCAGUGCGGGCUCUGCUCGUUCGUGGCCAAAUCGCGGGAGACCCUGGAACGGCACGCGCGGGUCCACGGCGGGAAGAAGCCUGCAGCGGCCCGGGGCAGCAGGGCCCGCCUCCAGUGUGAGCUGUGCUCCUUCACCUGCAAGCAGGCCCGCUGCCUGCUGCAGCACGUGGCCCUCAAACACCAGGGCGCCAAGCCCCACGCCUGCCGCUUCUGCGGCUUCAGCACCACGCGCCGCUACCGGCUGGAGGCCCACGAGUCCCUGCACACGGGCGUGGGCCGGCACGCCUGCCCCCAGUGCCGGCAGACCUUCGGCACCACGUCCAAACUGCGGCUGCACCGGCAGCGCGUCCACGAGCGCCGGCCCACGCACUUCUGCCCCGCCUGCGACUACAGCGGCUACAGCCCCAACGACGUCAGCCGCCACACCCUCAGCUGCCACACGGGGGCGCUGUCCCACGCCUGCGCCCUGUGCUCCGCCCGCUUCAGCUCCGACACCGCCCUGAAGCAGCACCGCCUACGGCUGCACCAGGAGCCCCGGACCCUGGCCUGCCCCGGCUGCCCCUUCACCUGCCGCAGCCAGGCCACGCUGAAGGCCCACGCCCUCCGCCAGCACCCCCAGCUCCAGUGCCCCGUCUGCAGCGAGCGCUUCGACACCCGCCCGGCGCUGGAGGAGCACCGCAAGACGCACUUCGCCCAGCGGUGCCCGUGCUGCCCGUUCGCCGCCCGUGAAAAGCAGGCCCUGGCGCAGCACCUGCUGGACCAGCACGAGGAGGGCCCCCCGGAGGACCAGCCCCUGAAGUGCACGGCGUGCGACUUCCGCUGCCGCCACCAGCUGGUGUUCCAGCAGCACGUGCGUUCCCAUGGCGGCGCCCGGCUCUAUCAGUGCACCGACUGUCAGUACUCCACCCGCAACCGGCAGAAGAUCACCUGGCACUCGCGCGUGCACACCGGGGAGAAGCCGUACCGCUGCGAGCAAUGCAGCUACGCCUGCGCUGACCCCUCACGCCUCAAGUACCACAUGAGGAUUCAUCAGGAGGAGCGGAAGUACCUCUGUCCCGAGUGUGGCUACAAGUGCAAGUGGGUCAACCAGCUGAAGUACCACAUGACCAAACACACGGGAGCGAAGCCGUACGCGUGCGAGGAGUGCGAGUACCGCACCAACCGCGCGGACGCCCUGCGCAUCCACCGCGACACCCGGCACCGCGAGGCGCGCGGCUUCAUCUGCGAGGAGUGCGGCAAGGGCUUCAAGACCCGCUUCCUGCUGCAGACGCACCAGCGCAAGCACAGCGAGGCGCGGCCCUACGUCUGCAAGGUCUGCCGCAGGGGAUUCCGCUGGCCCGCGGGCCUCCGGCACCACUACCUCACCCACACCCAGAGCCAGCCCUUCCACUGCCUGCACUGCACCUACACCGCCAAGCAGAAGUUCCAGGUGGUGAAGCACCUGAGGAGACACCACCCCGACCAGCCUGUGGAGGAGGGGGUGGGCAGGGACCCCGGGCCCCACACAGUGUCCCUGCAGGAGGCCCGUCUGGAGCCUGGGCAGGAGGGGCCACAGGGGGAGGGGCCACAGGGGCAGGGGGUGGAACCAGACACAGCCAAUCAGGGAGAGGAACCGUAGAGCCCUGCAGUCACACAUUUUUAUUUUUAAAACUGCUCAACUGUAUGGGCCUGCAGGUUCUGCCACAAUGCAAUAAUGCUUGUAAAUAAGGUAUAAAUACUUAAAUACUCAGACGUCUAUACACUGUUGCACAACACACUAAAUUAACACUUACAGGAUACCUCUUUUAUUGAAGGGCAGUAUCUACCACUCAGUGUAGCAGCUGACAACCUUGUCUCUGUUAUGGAAUCUUAUUGUUUUUUCAAUUUGUGUUCAGUAAUGUAUUAAUUUGGUGCCAGUACACUCAUCUUUAUAUUAUUCAUUAGUUGUUUUUAUAUCAUUAGCUGUGUAAAUGGACACUUGGGAGUCCAUGGCUACACGCACAGAAACACCUGAGUUCACAUUUAAAUGUGUAGAUCAUAAUAGGGAUUGAUAUACUCAUUGUGCUUCUUUGGUGUAAGUCCCCAGUGUACAUGCCACUCAAAAACUGUUUACAGAAGAGUUCUCGCUGCCUGUUGUAUGAUUAUGUUUCACACAGAGGUCAGUUUCAGAACUGGAUUGAUACACAGGAUCUGCUCUUGCUUUGUUAUAAAAGUGCAUCAUUAUCUGAUAGGUACUCUGUUUAUUAUUUGUGUUAGGAGUUUUUCUCACGUAUUUUGUAUUUAUUGUAAAAUUGUCUGGUUUGUAGAAGCUACUUGAUUUGCUGUGUGUUCAUGAGUGUAAUCCUACUGACUGUAUAUUUGGGUAUUUGGAGGAUGACACUAAAUGUAACUUUUGGCCAGUUAAUCUUUAAUGGUAUGGUUAUGAGUUUACAUGCAUCAUGAAAUAAUGCAUGAAAUAAGGUCAUGAAAGCUGCUGUUGUACAUUGGUUGUGUGUUUCUGAGGCUGAAGUAUAGCCUGAGUUUUGAAGUGCUUACCCAGUCUUAUUAUUAAGGAAAAGGUGUUUAAUUUAUUACAGUGCACAUUUGAUUAAGUUGUCCAAUAAUUAAUAAAAUGUGCAUAGUAUUAACUGAAAAUCGAGCAAACGCACUGUGGGAACAUGUCUGUGACAUUAUUGCAUUUAGUCCAAGGCUGAAAGUUCAGUGCAGGAUUGUGCAAAUUAAGCAUACUGUAUUAUUCCUGCUGACACAUUGGCUCUUGUAAAGAACCACACAAACAAGCUUUCUACUAAUUGUGCUCCAUAAAGUUCUACGCAAACAUUCUGCUUAAACACCAUGAUAGUUCCAGAGGGAAGUGCCAUUUUAUAGCUGCAAGCCAAGUAAAAGUGAAUAGCCUAGCUUUGGUAGAAAUGAAU